Molecule: messenger RNA, 2715 nt
Organism: Funneliformis mosseae
Lineage: Eukaryota; Fungi; Glomeromycota; Glomeromycetes; Glomerales; Glomeraceae
Source: the annotation of a GenBank genome assembly
AUGGCCUCUCGUUUAGAAGUUAUUGAAUGGUGUCAAAAUCUAAAAAUUCUUGAAGAAAAACUUGAAAAAAAUCAAUCACAAAAUGGAGGAGAAAAUCUACUAAACAUGAUACUUAAUGAAGGAGAAUUUCUUAGAGAGGUUUUAAUCCUUAGCAUUAAUCCUCUAACGUUCUCAUUAACUACUGUACAAUUCCAUUUGAUUAAAGCAGCUUGCAUGGUUUUACGUAAAACGCGUUUAUGCUUGCAUCGAAUUGAAGAAUGUACCCCGAUAAAUGCUCAACCAGCGUUAUUCCACGCUUUUAUACAUUAUGGACAAGAUCUUAUUGGCGGGGAUCCACGUAAUGAUCCUGUAAUUUUAUUCCACCGAUGGACGAUAAGGUCAAAAUAUAAAAACAUUGAUUUCGGAUAUGAAUUUAAUAAAAGUGAAAAAUCAGUUAAAUUAUUGGAAAAUCUUUAUCAAACUUUAUCAAAAGAAUUUGAGGAUUCUGCUACGAAUCCGGAUUUUCCUAGUCCAACUUCUAUAUCGAUCAAUAACAUAUUUCGAUGUCAAUUAGCAUAUGAACUAGGGGAAUAUUAUUUUUCAUCUGAUAAAAGGAAAUCUAUUGAAUAUCUAUGUAAAUGUAGAUUUUCGGAUGACAAAUAUAUUGAAGAAUAUGAUUCAUUCUGUGAUAUAAAUGAAACACGAGUUGAAAAGUUAAUUAGAACUCAGUUGGAAGUUAUAACAGUACUUUCCCCAGAUGAACAAAUUAAUCACUUUAUACAAUAUGGACAAGACUAUGAGGGCGUUUUCUUGGUGCUUCUUAGAGCUCUUUUGGAGAAUAUAUCAUUAAGAAUUUCCAAGGAUUUUCGAAACAUUUUAGUUUCUAAUGCGUUCAAUAAAAAUCAAGAGAUAUCUGCUAUCAAGAUUUCCUUAUGUAAUGCUUUCGAUUUGCCACCAGAUUCAUCUUCAGAGGAGAUGAUUAAUUUGGUUCCAGAACAUUGUUUUCAUUAUCUAAAUUAUAAUUUUGAUGAGAGCAUAAUUGAAGAGGUUGCUAAGUUAAUCAAGACAUUAUAUGGUAAUUUCCCUGGUUCAAAGAUGAGUGAAAGUCAGAAAAACUUUGUUUCUAGCUUUUUCAAAAAGAUCGACAAUAGUAAAGUAUGGAGAAUUAUAAAAAAGAUUGAAGGUUUCGAAUUUGUACAAUAUCCACUUGAACAGUUCUUCGAUGAAAUCGCACAAUUUAAUCUUAAAUAUAAGAAUUAUAAGUCUGGAAAUUUAGAGUUAAAUGAUUAUACUUCUACUAAAAAUUUAGAUGAUGACCUCGAUUCUUUAUUAAAAGAGUUAAAUCUGGUGAGUCCGGAACGCCAAGAUGAUGUUGAUAUAUCUACAGAUGAAGUCAAUCUAGGUCAAACAAUACAGGAACGUUGGUUGGAGAUCACGGACUCAAUAAAAAAAUUACAAGGAGAAGAUUCAUAUGCCGGAAAGAUCGAAGAGAUAGAAAACUUGUGCAUCGAUACGCUCGACAAAUAUGGCAUUAUGGAAUUUCAAAUUUUGAAAGAUUUAUCUUGUAGAUUAAUGGACUUUUGCCGCUGGCGAUUUCUUAAACAAUUUUUAAAGAAAGUACAAAAGCUGAAACUUAAAGAUGAAUUCAAGAACAAAAUAAUCGAGCAUUUUCGAUUUUGUAAAAUAAUGUCAUCAUGUGUUGGGAUCUUGGAGCCAUUUACGGAAUUUUCAAAGGAUAUUUCAAAUGGUUUUGAUGUUACAAUGGAUCAAAAACAGUUUGAUAUAAUAUCAAACAUAAAAUCAGAUGAUAUUAAAAAUGUGAGAGCGAACUCGAUGAAAUUUUUUAAAGCUCUUUCUUCAAGAGGAGUAACUUUGAAGGAACCUGUCUUUGAAGUUAUCGCCAAACUUGAACAUCAAAAAUGGAUUCACCAAAUUAUCGGAUGUAUGCUUGCUGGAUAUUUAUGUGGACGGCAACGGGAUCAAGAGUUUAAGCAAGUUAAUCCCAUGUUGUACGGUCCAUUAACAAUCAUUAUGAUGCCAGCUGAUUGUGCAGUAAGAUAUUGGCCAUAUGUAUCGAUUAUCAUGGACGCAUUUAUUUAUCACUCUUCUUUCUAUAUGAAUAUGAAAGUUAAUGAAGAGAGUAUCUGGCAUUCAUAUGCAAUUCCCAAAAUGAUUCAAUGUUGUCUAUCUAAAAAAGAAAUGAUUGCGGCAUUGGUAUUGCAUCAAUUUAUACGGGGUAACGUCACUUGGCAGGCAAAAUAUACAUUAACUACUAAAGUCAUUGAGAAUGGAGUAUUGCAGUCUUCAAUAUUCACUAGAUUUAUAUAUGAAACUAAAUUAUUAUUACAUAUUGUUGACACUUUGCAUAAAGUAGGAGAACUUUCUAGAUGCAGUCAAAUUAUCGAAUGGCUAAAAUCUUCAAUACAAGAAGAGACACCUUCAAUUGCUAGUAGUACUUAUAUUAGCUUUGACACAUCUUUAUUAAGUGGAAAACAUGGGGAUUCUACUUACAGGCUAAAAAAGAAAUUAAUUGGAGUGGAUAUCGAUCCUAAUCAUCGUAAAGUUAAAAUUGAAGAAUUACAAUUCGAAUUUUUGAAAACACUAAGUUUAUGGAUUGAUGAACAAUUGGAGGACGAAGAAAGGAAAUUAUAUACGGUUGUAAUUCUUGACUACCAAAUAUUCGUUAUAUUCCUACUAUACAUACAAAUUAUUGCCAUUAUCAAAAAUGUACAAUAA